Molecule: messenger RNA, 2796 nt
Organism: Verticillium dahliae VdLs.17
Lineage: Eukaryota; Fungi; Ascomycota; Sordariomycetes; Glomerellales; Plectosphaerellaceae
Exons: 2
Coding region: 1-2796 (931 amino acids)
Molecular function (GO): protein binding; lipid binding
Source: RefSeq, a predicted model, not a curated record
AUGUCUGCCAACGUCAACAAGCCUACCGACAUCAAGAAGAAGGAGGCCGAUGUCAACCGCAAGCUACAGCUCUACGGAAUCAUCUCCGCAUUCCAGGCCGGCAAGGUUCCUUCCAACGAUCAAAUUGAUGUCGCGCUGAACAGCUUCCUUAACUCCAAGGGCAUCGCGAACCCGCCGGAGAAGCUCUCGCCCGAGGGUCGUGCGCUGGUAGCCGACGCGCGCAACGUGGUCAAGAACGCCCAGCACCUGCUUCUGUCAAAGAACCAAGGAAACCUUCUCCAGGACUUCAUUUGGCAGACGGAACAGUGGGAUGCCAAGUCGGUCAAUGUUCCUGGCGCCCCCGUUAACAAGGAGACCGCCCAGCAGCAUGGCGACCAGGCCCUGCAGGGUCUGAGGACCCUCGGCACCCUGCUCAUCACCAACGGCCAGUUCCGCAAGCUCCUGAAGGAUGCUUCCGUUCUGCUGCGUGACAUCGCGGGAGACGCAGCCACCAAUGCCGCCUCUCAGGUUCGACCCUCGCAGGAGCAGCUCGACGACAUUGACCGCCCCGCCGAGGACAACACCUGGCACGACGCGCCCGACUUUUCCAAGGACAACAUGCGCAAACAAGCCCAGGGCCUGUACAAGGGUGACGCCAAGAAGGACCUGAAGGAUGUCGCCACUGCCGGCAACCAGGCCGCUCACCCCACUGGAUCAAGCGACCCUAAUGACCUCGCCCAGGCCACUGCUCGCGACCAACAGCAGGGCACCAACUCCGGUGUGAAUGCGCAGGCUGGCGUUUCCAACGCGAAGCAGACCCUCCAAGACAAGGUUGACAAGAACGUCAACCCUGAGACCCAGGAGCAGAUCAAGAAGUCCAAGGAGGAGUACCGCCGCAAGGCUCGUGACUACCUCAGCAAGAAAGUGCCGGAGAACCGCCGUGACCAGACCAUCUGGCGCCUCAAGAAGAUGGUUCUUGAAUGCCAGCAGCACCCGGAUUACUCUCAGGCCAUCGAGACUCUUCUCAACCUCGCUGAGGAGUACGGUAGCCACUCCAGGGCCAUGGCUCAGGGCGGCUCUGGUACUGUCAGGGAGGCCCGCGGCGGUCUGGCCCAGGCCGAGUCCGACCUCAGGACUCUGAUUGAGCGCUUCGCCAACAGCACUUCGACCGAGGAUCUCUGGAACUCUAUUGGUCAGAUCUACCAGGACGCCGACCGCGACCCUGAGCUCAAGGGCUGGUUCAAGUCUAUGAACCAGUACAUCCGCCGCUGCCUGCUGAAGCAGGGUUACAUCCUCGAAGACGCCUCCAACGAGGAGUGGCGCCGCCUGUAUGACCAGGGUCGCUACCUUCUGCGCGAGAAGUACCGCUCGCACACUGACCGCGUUGUCGACGAGAUGCGCUUCAUCAUCAAUGAGUUUGACAACGACCCUCAGAACAAAGCUUUCGGUCAGUCCAUUCAGAAGCUAUUCCAGGACCUUGGCAACGAUGAGAAUGGCAAGCCCACCUUCAAGCCUCACCUUGUCAAGGACCUUACAGAGGUCAUCGUUCCCGCUAUCUUCGAGAAUGCGGCCUACAUCCCCGUCCCCCGCAUCGAGUACUCCGACCCUCAGUUCGAUGCUGUCAUCGAGAACCUGGUUCUCGAGUCGGACAACUUCAUGCCCAACGUCAUGGAGAUCAACACCGAGCACCACUUCCGCUGGGGCCGCAAGAAGAUUGCCAACAAGAACAAGCAAGUGUUCGACAUCAAGGUUUCUGGUAUUCAGAUGGAUCUUCGUGAUGUGAGCUACCACAUCGCCCGCAAGCAGGGAUUCCCCUCGAUCACCGAUACCGGUGUUGCCGACUUUAUUCUUGCCGGCGAUGGUUUCUCCUUCAAGGCCAAGUGCGCCACCGCCGACAAGUCUGAUCGCCAGAACUUCUUCAAGAUCGAGAAGGUCGAUGUCGACAUUAAGAACAUGAGCAUCAAGCUGAAGCAGUCCAACCACAAGCUUCUCUUCAACCUCUUCAAGCCCAUCAUGAUGAAGGUCAUCAAGCCCGCCCUGCAGAAGGCUGUUGAGAAGAGCCUCAAGGAUCAGGCCAAUCAGCUCGACCAGCUGCUGUACCAGAUCAAGCAGGAGGCUGACCGUGCCCUUGACGAGGCUCGCUCCGAUCCCGAGCGUACUCCCAACAUUUACAACCGCUACUACACGGCCGCCCAGAAGCGUGUCCUGCAGCAGAAGCAGAAGGCCAAGGAGAUUGCUCAGGACAAGAAGGUCAAUGUUGCCAUGACCAAGGAGGACAGCAUCUUCCCCAACAUCAACCUUCCUGGAGGCAUCAGCACCAAGGCCACUGAAUACAAGGAGCUCGCUCGCAAGGGAGACCGCUGGGAGAGCCCUGUGUUCUCCAUUGGCAAGGCUAGCAAGUCGAACGACAUCCCCGUCGCUCCUAAGAUUCAGCGCAAGACCCAUGGCCCCAUGAGCCCUCCCAAGACGAGCGCCCAGCCUACUUCGGGUCAGGGCUACUCCAACGGACAGGCCCACGGCAGCCAGGGAUACAGCAACAACCAGGCUUACGCCACGGGCCAGGGUCUCGGCGGUCAAACCUACGGCACUCAGGGCCAGGGUCUUGAUGGACAGGGCUACGGAGGUCAAGGCCUCAGCGGGUCUGCCCUCGCAGGCCAGGGCAUAUCUGCCCAGGCACUCGGCGGACAGGGCCUCACGGGCCAGGGCAUCAUCGGCGGCCAGAGCCUCACCGGUGACGGCCUGACCAGCCAGAACCCCAACUCUCAGACUGUUCCCCUUGGCCACGCCGGCCAGGAGUCUCCUUUGUUCACCCGCUAA